This is a messenger RNA of Paramecium primaurelia, 4442 nucleotides long. The record is from the annotation of a GenBank genome assembly. NCBI's taxonomy places the organism in Eukaryota, Ciliophora, Oligohymenophorea, Peniculida, Parameciidae.
AUGAGAUUUACAUUUUUAAAUUUAGUUUAACUUCUUUCACUUUAGAUGAGAAACAAUAUAAAAUUUGUGAAGCUAUUAAUGAUAAUUGAAUUUACAUAAAACAUUGCUUUAUUUUUCCCAAAACAUGGUUGGGGAUAAUUAUAAUAUGAGGAUAAAAUGCUUAAAGCAAUUUCAUAAUUUACUAAUUAUGCCCUAUUUUUAGAUUAAGAUGGUAAUUAAUAUUCAUUUGAUGUCUUCAUCAUAUUUCUUUCAUUUUUAUCAUUCAUUAUUUUGCUUUUUUCAUUUAUGUUUCAUUAGAAGGAUGUAAUAAGAUAAUUUAUAAACUAUGCUUUAACUAUAUUGAAUAAAAUACUUAAGUUUCCACUGAUUGUUAUUUAUAGUAAAUUUUUGUAUAACUAUUCAGAAAAUGUGGGAUUUUUUAUGAUAGGAUGUUUUACUUUUGCAUUAUUUUUGGUUUUAUUAGGUUUGAUAACAUAUUUUUAGAGAGAUAUUUAAUGCAAUUUAAGCAAAUUAAAUGUUCCAAUUUAUCAUUUUUAUUCUCCUGUUUUAUUUAUCAUACAUAUAAUAGAUAUAUUUAGAGUUUUAGUAUUUACAAUAUUAAAUUCAAACAGUGGAUAAAUUUUGUUUUAACUAUUAACUAUGAUGAGAAUGAUAUUGAAAUAAUAUCAAAAUUUAUAUGAAUAAAAUGAUUAAGAUAAAUCUAAUUAAAGUCUAAUCUUAUGCAAUAUAUUUAUUUCUAUAUUUCUACUUGUUGGAAUAAGUACUUAAUUAGAUGAAAGAUUUAUAUUUAAUAUAUUACUUUAUUCAUCUACUCUCAUUUAUUAUUUAUUUACUUAAAUUAACUUAUCUUUGAUAAUUUAAUCAAGUAGUUUAUAAUACUUAAUUUAGCAAAAAAUGAGUGAAAAAAAAUUAUUUCUUAAUAAUUUAAAUUGUAAUCUUGAUAAUAAUUAUGUAUAAAACCUUAUUUAGUCCUGUUUACUGGAUGAGAUUUAUAAUUAUACAUCAAAUGUUACCUCUCUAUAAUACUAAUCUAUUUUUUAGAAAGAAGAUAAUAUAUUAAUAUUAUUUGACUUUUUAGUCAAAUAUUCAAAAAGAUAUUACUUAGCAUUAAAUCUUCUAUAUAAGUUUGAAAGUAAUCAAACAAAAUUAUCCUAUUUUUAUACAAAGAUCAGUACUUUAUUGAAAUCAUAAGUUUAAAAAGAUUUUGUACAAUACAACUAAUUUACAAUAACAAUUGAAAAUCUUAAUAGGGAUGCUUUAAUUGAAUCAGAAUAUGAAAAAAAAAUUUUAGAAAUUUUAUAAAAAUAAAUAGAAUUUCUCAAUUAUCUAAUAUAAGGGGCUUAAUGUUUUAAUGAAAUUGAAAAAUUUAUUAUAAAUUUAUCUGAAAAUAUUUAAAAUACAAAAUAAUGGUUAAAGAAAAAUAAGAUUUACAAAAAUAGAAAUAAUUUUCUAUUUUUAAAGAUUUCCAUCAAUUUUAAUAUUUAAAUUAUGUAAAAUCUGAUUAAAGGAAUUAAAUUAAAUAAAAUUUUGAACUAAUUAAUGACUACUGACACCAAAACUAUUAGUUAAUCAGAAAGAUUUAAAGAUGAUUCAAUUAUAGUGCCUGUAAGUAUAAUUAAAAAAAGAGGUUUUAUUUUAAAUUCUAAUAGUUAAAUAAAUAAAUUUUUUGGCUUCUCUAGAAAGGAUACUAAAUUAGAAACUAUAGAGUAAUUAAUGCCAAAAGCGAUAAAGUCUAUUCAUAAUUAAUUCUUAGAAAGUUUUAUUAAUAGAGACAAAAUAUCAAAUCAUUAAUAAUCUUAAUUAGAAGUACUAUAAAAAUAAGAAAACGAAUAUCUUUAGUGUCUUUAAAUUAACUUUAUAAUAAGUAAUGAUUUCUCAGAUUUUAUUUUAUUAUCUUUAAUAAGAAAAGUGAAUAAAGAUAAAAUAUUUAUUGCAUUUGAUAAUUCUGGAUAAAUUACAGGAGUAAGUUAACAAUUAAAUGAUUAUUGGCCAUAAAUUUUUGAAUAAAUGUAGUUCUAUAAUUUGAUAUAAUAUUAUUGUCCUUAAUUGUUUGAAUUGUUAUCAAAUGUUGAUUCUUCUAAAAUAUUUGAUCUAAAUUUUAUAUAUAGAUCUAAAAUAUAAAAAAUAGAUACAUAAUUCAAAAAUUAUAUCAAACAAGAGACAAAUUUCUAAAAAUCCUAAUGCUUUAUUGAUAAUAUUUAUUCUGAAAGAUCUGAUUAAUUAUAAUUACUGAAUUCAAAAUAUUAGAAUAUUGAAUAAGAUUCAUUGAGCUUUAAUAUAUUAGAUGUUCUUUAUCAAAAUUAAUUAAAUGCAAUAAUGAAUUUAUAUGCAGUAUUUAUUUUAUUUUUAUUUUUUAGACAGAAAAUGAUAAAAUCUUUCCAGUAAAAGGUUUAAUAAAGAAAGUUCAAUUAAAAGAUAAAAUAAUAUAAUAUCAAUUAGAGCUUCAUUUUAAUGAGAUAUCAAAAAAAAAUGAGAAAGUUGAAACAAAAAGAGAUUCAAAGAGAAACAUGUAAACUUAAAAAAAUAAAUCAUUUAUUGAAGGAAGUGAAGUUGGAACAGAAUUAAAAGCAACCUUCCUUCUCCAUCAUGUUUUAUUAAAAUAAAAGAGUAAUGUUCCAUUUAAAAAAAUAUUAUUUUACAAAUUUCUUGUAGUUUUGCUUCUCAUCUUAUUUUUAAUUUUGUAAAUUUAUUAAAGUCAAAAUAAUGGCUAGACUAAAAUUAAAUUGACACAAUACAUUUAUGCUCCUUAAUUAAUGGUUAAGUUUUACAAUGAUGCAUUUUAAUUGGGAUUUCAUAAAUUAAUUUUUUAAAAUUUGUAAACUUCAUAAUAUUUACAAAAUGCUAUUAUUACUUAAUUAAACUAUAAGUUAUAGAAGAUUAGAGAUGAAUAUGAUUUUUUACAUAAUAAUUUAAUUAAGAUUGAUGGAACAAAGGAUGAAAUCUUAUACACUUUAAAUAUAUUAUAAAGCAAAAUACAACUUACUAGUACUGCUACUUUUUCAGAAAAAAUUAGAGAAAAUAUGAUAACUUUAGUUACAUAUUCAGUUAAUUAAAUCUAAUUUAUUAAGUCCCUUCUUUUCUUUAGAAUUAAUAUCGUAUAAGCAUACAAUAUCACAAUUGAUACAAUAGAUACAUUUAGUAUUUAAUUGGCAAAUUAUUAAUCCAAUAUUAUGUAAUUUUGGAAUAGUAUACUUAUUGUUUAGCUAAUCUUAUUUAUAAUCCCUUUCUUAAUAAAUAUAAAAAAUUGGUAUAAUUUUGAAAAAAGACAUAAAUGUAUUAUAUAAAUAUUAUCUAAAAUUAAUGAAGACUAAGCUAAUAAAUUGAUUGAUUAAAAGCAAAGUUUUAUAUAGUCAGUCAUAUAAGAAAAAGGAACCUAGAUCAAAAUUCCUAAACAUAGCAAAUAAUCUAUCAACACUUCAAAUUCAAAAAUCUCUGUACCUCUAUCCUAAAAUACUACCAGAUAUAGAUAAACUUAAACACUUUAUGAAAAGAUUUCUAAUAAGUAAAUAACUAUUGUAUUAAAAUUAAGUGUGACUGUUUUUUGUUAUUUAUUAUUAGUAUUUUUCGUUAGUUUUGGAUAUUUCCAAACUUAAAUGAGUAAUUACUCAUACUAACCUAUAGAAUAAUUAGUUAAAACUUAUGUUAAAUUUCAAGCACAAUUAAGUUAUUUAGUUUCUUUUGCAUCUAUAAUGAAAGGAUAGUAAGAACUAUUAAAUAUUAUUGAGAAUAUAGAUGAUCCUGAAAUAGGAGAUAUUAAUAAAUUAUUUUAAGAUGAUUAAGUUCCAUAGAAUUUUCAUAAUUUAUCUCAAACGUAUUCAAAAAAAGUAAUAACCUUAUUUUCUACAAUUAUUUUGACAAAUCAAAUUGAUGAAAAAGAUAAAGAAAUUCUUUAUGAUCUUUAUUAAGGAGAUUUUUGUAAUUAUUAGUAAGGAUCAAUUCAAUUUUGUAAUAGAAAUUUAACUUAAUCACAAUUUGAAAAGAAAUAUGGAGAAUAUUAUGCAUAUGAAAAUAAUUCUGAUGUUUUGAGAACAGGAAUUAUAGGUUUUAUUAGCAAAUUAGAUUCAUUAUUAAAAAAUAAUUUUGAUUUGGAGAUUUCAAAAUCUAUUUAUGAUUAUAAUUAAUAAAGUCUUUUAUACUAUUUUAAAGACUAUAAUAAUCUUGUAGUUUAAUAUCCACUUAAUAUUUCUGAAGGUUUCAAUUUAUUUUAUGAAUAAGUAAAUUAUAUAUCAUCAGAUUUAAUAACAAAGACAAUGAAUAAUUUAAUCAUUUAUUACAUUUGUUUUGGUAUAUCUAUCUUAUUUAUUUAUUUGAUAAUAUCUAGUAUUUAAAUUAAAUACUCAUAAAGAAGAUAUAAAAGUUUUAUUUUAGGAUUAGUAACUUUAUCAGAUGAUCUUUUGAAUGACAAAACUAGUUUGCAUUUAUUAAAGAAAUUGAUGGAUUGA